Molecule: messenger RNA, 1675 nt
Organism: Sesamum indicum (sesame)
Lineage: Eukaryota; Viridiplantae; Streptophyta; Magnoliopsida; Lamiales; Pedaliaceae
Source: RefSeq, a predicted model, not a curated record
AUGGAUGUCGAUCCGGAUAUUGCGAUUUGGGUGCUGGAAUUUCUUCUGAGACAGCCGCUCGAGGACCGGAUGGUGAAUUCCCUGCUUCGGGCUCUUCCUCUCCCGACGGAAAAUUCCAAAUUGCAAAAAUUGAUUUUGUUGAAGAAACUCGAAUCCGAAAUGUCGCGCAAUUCAAUUUCUGAAAGCACUCUCGAAUUGUUGGAGCAAUUGGAGGAAAUCGAAUUCCGUCAAGGGAGUGAAAUGGUCUCUGAUGCCAUGAAGCAUGCGUAUUGCUCGGUGGCAGUGGAGUGCACGGUGAAGCUUUUGUUAAAAGGGUUUGGAGGGGUAGAAUUGGGAGAAUGGAGAUGGAAGGACGAGAUUGAGGCUGCCGUCUGGGAGGAUAAUGCUUGUCAGAGUAUCUUGAAGAAGAGCGAGGGAGUUAAUGCUAUCGAGGCAGUUAAUGCUUAUCUGAGGGAAGAGAAGGAGAAAAUGGGUCCUUCUUUUCUCGAAUUGGUUGCUGAACAAGUGAAGAAUGAUGAUGUUUUGCAGGGGAUGCUAGGAGUGGGAAGUGUUGAUCAGAUUGCUGGAAAUGAAGCACAUUUGUGUAGUGUUGGCCGAGAUACAGAUGUUGGUAAUGUGAACAAUUAUAUGCAAAAGGGAAAAAUUAAGCUUAGAGACAAGCUUGUUGGUCUGAGAGGUUCAAGAGGACUGGCAUCUCGAAAAGCAAGAAGAGCCAAAAUUGUUGAGUCUGAUGAAAUGAAAAUAGGAGCAUCAAAUAAGAAUUAUAAUUUGCCACACAGCCCAGAAGUUAAUGGAGUUCGGAAAGCGCUUCAGUCGAGUUCAUUGGAGCUUCAAGCAGUUGUCAAGGAUCCCCUUCCUGAUGCAUUACGACUUGCAGAAGCUAUCUCUGGUGUGGCAAGAGAAGAUAAGGGUCAUGAUCCUACAGAAGUGAAUCAUGUUGCAGGCAACCAAUUUGUUGUGGAUGGUGCUGGAGUUAUUCAUUCUACUGUUCCUAAUGUGAGUGAUACACGUAAGCGAAGUUUGAUGGAACGAAACAGCUCUGCUCACACCUAUGAGUGGGAUGGAUCACAAGAAGACCGAACAGAUUGCAGGGGUAGGCUUCAGUUGCCCAGCCCAAGGGUGAUAAACGUGUCUCCUCUAGACAGAUAUGAAGCUGCAAAUAUAAAGAAGAGGAGGAAAGCUAGGAAAUGGAGUACUCUGGAAGAAGACACUUUGAGAGCUGGAGUACAAAAGUAUGGAAAAGGAAAUUGGAAGGUCAUCCUAACUACCCAACGUGAUAUAUUUGAAGGUAGAACUGAAGUUGAUUUGAAGGACAAAUGGAGAAACCUGACACGCUGCUAAGAACUCUGUAAAAUUUCUGAUGUAAAGGUACAGCAAAUAGCAUGCGCUUUUUGACGUAGAACAAGUGUCCAUGCAGUUAAUGAAGGAAUAGGAUUGUAAAUUAUCACUAUAUUGCUGAGGCUAUGCUGGGUAGGUAUUAGUAUUCUUCUUGUUGUACUUAGGUUUAAGUUUGCUUUGGGUAGUUUUCAGAAAUACUUGUUUUUCGUGAAGGAAAGACAAUAAAUUUUGAUGUUAAAUAUCGCUCUCCAGCUAAUGUAUUUUAUGUAAGAUUGUUUGUAGUCCACUUGCUUCCUCUGCUGGUUUGCCAUUUGCCCUUAUAACAAACCAGCUCUUA